Molecule: messenger RNA, 1908 nt
Organism: Macrosiphum euphorbiae (potato aphid)
Lineage: Eukaryota; Metazoa; Arthropoda; Insecta; Hemiptera; Aphididae
Source: the annotation of a GenBank genome assembly
AUGCUCACAAAAAAAAGAAGUCAUAUUUGGAACCAUUUUACCAUAAUUGAUCAAAAAUAUGCAAAAUGCAGUUAUUGUUCCAAUAAAGUUAGUUAUGGUGGUGGUUCAAGUGGUAACUUAAUUCGUCAUAUGAAAACAAAACAUAUAACAGUGCCACUUGAACGAAAUGUGCGGCAAGAAGCUCAGGAUCUAGUAACUGAGCAAAAUGUUGAUGAUCCUAAUAGCUUGGGAACAACUGUUUCUAAUUCUAAUCAGCUAACAAUUUCAUCUAAAUCAUCAACAAAUUCUGAACCAGCCCGCCCGUCCAUAAGUACAUCACAAUCAAUAGUUCGUCAACCAGUCCAGGCUUCUAUGAAUUCCUUCAUUCAAAAACCUAUAACAAUUUCAAAGUCAAAAAAAAUUGAUACACAAAUUUCAAAAUUAAUUAUUAAGCAUUAUCAUCCUUUUAGUUUAGUCGAAGAAACAGAAUUUAAAAACUUAAUAAAUUUACUGGCACCUGGGUACACACUUCCGAGCAGAAAAACCAUAUCUAACAGUUUAAUACCUCAGUUAUACGAGUCUGUAGUAAGUGAAAUAAAAGAAAAUAUAAAAAAUAUACAAGCCAUUUGUCUUACUACAGAUGCAUGGACAUCUUUAAAUAAUCAAUCAUUUGUAGCUGUUACUGCUCAUUAUAUUGAUGAAAAUACAAAGUUGUCAUCAAUUCUGCUAGGAUGUCACCAUUUUCUUGAAAGACAUACAGCGGUAGAAAUGUCUUCUUUUUUAAAAGAUAUAGUGAGAAAAUGGAAUUUAGAGAAUUUAGUGACAAUGGUUGUAAGCGACAAUGCAUCAAACAUCAUUGCAGCAAUUAAAUUAUGUAAUUGGAGAAGUCUAGGAUGUUUUGCUCACAGUAUAAAUUUAGUAGUUGAAUCAGGUUUGAAAUAUGAGGAUGUGAAGAGUAUAAUUGCAAAAGUAAAGGCCAUUGUCCAAUAUUUCAAACAGAGUAGCCAAGCUUUAAUCCGUCUUAAUGACAAUCAAGUAAAAGGAGGUCAUCCCAUACUAAAAUUAAAACAAGAUUGUCCAACCAGGUGGAACUCUACAUAUGAUAUGAUAAAUAGGAUUUUAAAAAUAAAGGAGCCAGUUUUGUCCACAUUGGCAGUCAUAAAUAAUGAUCUUAAUAAUAUCACCAACUAUGAAUGGAAUAUUUUAGAUCACCUAUGCAAAUUAUUAAAAAUAUUUUAUGAUAUAACAAAUGAAAUAAGUUGUGAAAAAUUUGUAUCCAUAUCUAAAGUUUUAAUAUUUUCAAAAGCAAUGUCCAACUAUGUCUUAGUUUACUGCAAUGAUCAGAGUAUGCCAUAUGAAAUAAAUUCAGUGGCAAAUAUAUUACAUACAAAAUUACAACAAAGAUUCAAUCAGUUUGACGAUAAUGAUGUAGUCAUACAAUCAACCCUACUGGAUCCGCGAUUCAAAAAACAAGGGUUUGUAAAUGACAGAAAGUAUGAAAUUGCCUAUGAGUCUCUGUCACGUAAAGUUCAAGGAAUUUCUAUUGGGAAAGAUAGUCAAGAACCAGAGAUCAAUACACCAUACAGUGAACCUGCUGGAUCUGAAACAAUUUGGAAAGAUUUUGAUAGCAAAGUGAGCAAACUAUCUGGUGGUGGCCAUUCAACUGUGGCUGGUAUAUUAGAACUUGACCGGUACUUGGCUGAACCACUCUUAAAAAGAACAGCGGAUCCAUUAGUUUGGUGGCAUGAAAGAAAAUUAUUAUACCCAAGACUAUACCUAUUGGCAUGUAGAAGGUUAUGUAUUGUAGCAACGUCCGUUCCAUGCGAACGUAUAUUUUCAAAGGCUGGCUUGGUGUUGACUGAUAGAAGGUCUAGACUGAAUACAGAUAAAGUUGAAAAAAUAUUAUUUUUAAAUCACAAUUUAAGUUAG